AUGAUACCUGAAUCUCUCGGUUCGUUCUCUGCAUGCAGCUUUGGAGUGCUCAUGUUGAUGGUGACAACGGGCCGUGACGUCACAUUCUAUGACAAGGGCAAGUCUGUGAACAUCGCCCAAUGGGUGAAAGAGCAGAUAGGGAGAAACGAGGUAGCGGUUCUGAAGGACCCUCGCAUGGAUGCUUCAGAGGAGAUUAUCAUGCGCAUCACACAGCUGGCUGUCCGCUGCACUGCGAAGCGCACGGCAAACAGGCCCAGCAUGACUGACAUUGCCACCGAGCUGCAGACCAUUUUGGUUGCAUUGGGCGGCCCAACGUCGAGAGUGUUCCGGGCGGCGGAGCAGGUGGAUGCGCAGCUUGACGGUGCCAACUCCAAUAGGAUGGACCUGGAUGAGGCCUUUUCGAUGAUUGACAGCAUGAAUGAGCAUGCGCGGGAGAUGAAGUCCGAGGAUGUGUAA
This is a messenger RNA of Closterium sp. Naga37s-1, 456 nucleotides long. NCBI's taxonomy places the organism in Eukaryota, Viridiplantae, Streptophyta, Zygnematophyceae, Desmidiales, Closteriaceae. The record is from the annotation of a GenBank genome assembly.